Molecule: messenger RNA, 1065 nt
Organism: Rhodamnia argentea
Lineage: Eukaryota; Viridiplantae; Streptophyta; Magnoliopsida; Myrtales; Myrtaceae
Product: PHD finger protein ING1
Exons: 7
Coding region: 153-854 (233 amino acids)
Cellular component (GO): nucleus
Source: RefSeq, a predicted model, not a curated record
CACCGAAACGGUCAGGAACCCGGUUCACUUCCGAAACCAUAACCAUUUCCACCACCUCUUCCCACCUCCACCACCUCGUCCUCCUCCGCCGCGGCCGCCUCCUCUGCCACCAGCAGCCGAACCUCCGGACCUGCACCACCGCCGCCUCCUUAAUGUCCUUCCUUGAUGAAUUUCAAGCAGACCUUGAAGCGUUGCCUAACAUACUGCAGAAGAAGUACGCGCUGUUGCGUGAUCUCGAUAAGAGUUUAGAGGACCUCAAAAGACAGAAUGAGCAACGUUGUGAGCAAGAAAUUGAGGAAAUUAAGCAGGGUGUUAAGUCAGGUAACACGUUCUCAGAUGAAGUGCUAGACGAGCAAAAGCAUAGCAUAAGGAUUGCCGAUGAGAAGGUUGCUUUGGCUGUCCAUGCGUAUGAUUUGGUAGAUACACACAUACAACAGUUGGAUCAAUAUCUGAAGAAGUUCAAUGAGGAGCUCCGACGUGAUAAAGAGAGUGUUCCUCCGGAGGGCAUAUCUAGUUCCGGUGUCGAUGCUCCCCCGAAGUCUGGCAGGGGUAGCGAAUCUGGUAGAGGAGGACGCAAGAAGACUCGCCUGGCUACUGCAGCAGCAACAGAAACCACUAAUGCAGCUUCCACAAAUCCUCCCGGUAUGGAAUUGGAUAUACCCAUAGACCCUAAUGAGCCCACGUACUGUUUUUGCAACCAAGUUAGCUUCGGAGAAAUGGUCGCGUGUGACAAUCCCGAUUGCAAGAUAGAGUGGUUCCAUUAUGGCUGCGUCGGACUGAAAGAUGUGCCGAAAGGAAAAUGGUAUUGUUCGGACUGUGCAGGUCUGAAGAGUCGCAAGAAAGGACGACGAUGAUGAUAUAGAUUGAUGAAGAGCUUGUUUCCAGUGUAACUUAGGAUUUGUACAUUCUGUACUAAAUCUUCAGCUUUAGCCGGUAGUUGUGGUUUUAGUUGGAUGAAAUUGAAUCCUAACCUUGUUGUCACAUUUUGUAAAAGUUUGUCUGAGAAAACUAGCUGACCUUGUUGUACUUAUUGCCAAUGCAAAAACCAAAUCUUUGACAGAAAAA